Molecule: messenger RNA, 11703 nt
Organism: Porites lobata
Lineage: Eukaryota; Metazoa; Cnidaria; Anthozoa; Scleractinia; Poritidae
Source: the annotation of a GenBank genome assembly
GGUCGUAUGACAUAGAAAAAGGAAGGAAGAGGGGAGAAAAUUUGUAAUGUUAAGCUCGUUUGAUUAUGUUUCUUGUGAAUUUGUUGAGCUUAAAAUGUGAUGGAAUAUAUUAACUUGAUUCGGUGAGAGUUCUGAUAUAUUUACACUGGAGGUUUGCGUCGAUUAUUUGGUUAAAUAAUGGCGUUUGUGGGUGGACAUCUGAAACCCAAGGCUUAUUGGUAAGCCAUGCAAUGGGUCAACAGCAAGUAAAAGCUUUUGCGGAACGAGGAAGGUCUGGCAAAAAUAGCAAGUCGUUGAUAAAGAAUAAAGAUGCUGAAAAAUCCGAGUUACAGGCUUCUUCAGGUAAGCCAAUGCCAAGCACUGAAAUGCUAAACUCCACCUUUUUGAAUCGGUUCAAGUUGAUAUCUUAGGGUUUAAUGCAAACCACACAAACUCAGUGGCUUUUCUGCACGAGACUUUUAGUAGUUUGGUAGUGGUAUGCGGUAAGAUAUUUUCUGUUUGCUUUUGAGAUGGGUUGAAGCAGAUCAUUUUGGUCACAUCAGUAUAUUUAAACAGAGGUUCAUAUCCUCUGAAUUCAUAGAAACAAUCGGGUGAAGCUCUUUCAAUAGCUAGCGAGAUAAAACCUGGACGUCCGCCAUUUUAAUAUCAUCGUCAUAUAUCAUUGGCCAAAAAAUAUUCGCCCAGUGUUAACUCUUCCAUUCGAAAGAGGAUGAACUUAGAGAAAUGUUUUAUAAAUCGUGAUAUGGUUAUGCGAAUUCGUAAAAUUUCCUGUUCAAACUUAACAGAGCGCGCGUAAUUAGUGGUAGCGUAAUUGAUGAUUCCUUGAAGUUUGGUCAGCAAAGUUAACAACCAAACAAGCAUGAUCUAGGCUGAUCAAAAAGCUAAAAGUCACACAUUUUGCCGGUUUUGACUUAUUACGUAUUCUCCUUAGCGAUUCCAGUAUGUCUGGAACUAGUUGCUUAAUCUUGAAGCUCUAAGUCAAUGACCCUCUUGUCAAACAUUAUCUAUGCUUUCAUUAAACUUAUGAGUCAAUUGAACGUCAUAUUGUUGUUGUACUUGUAUAUUGUACAUAUCAUAUACAGGUUCGAAUCAGAAAUGUUUAUUUUGACUGUCCAAGGUUUGUCAACACUAAAACAUUCUUUUUAAAGUUAGGAAAUCUUGGAGUAACAUGUUGAAGGACUAAACACAUUAUCUUCAGAUAAUAAUUAUCUUUUAGUAAUAUUGUUAUCCUCAUGUUUCCAUCUUGAAACCUUGAUGUGUGUGUGUUGAUGUAUAUGUAAUUGUCUGGUGCAGUUUGGUUUUGGGAUUUUCCCAUGCCAUUUCUUUGUGUCAGGUUGCUGUUAGUAUUUCAGAUCAGUUCUAGAGAAUACCUUACAAAAAUUCAAAACACAUCAUCAAUACAAUUAGUCCGUAGAACAGGAAAAAAACUCCAAAUGUAGAUACGUGAUGCUGUUUUGGUACUUUUCAUUGUUCAAAGUACCGGUAUAUGCAAAUUCCUUGUCUGAACUAUUUUAUCUCUUGGAAACUAAAUUCCAUUAGAUUUUUUUACUUCACGUUUUUUUUCACGGAAUGUUAUAAUAGUUACCUACCAUUCGUACAUAGUUAGAUGCUGGCAACUUAUUUACUUUUUUGAAGUUAGAGGGAGAUUCUUAUUUGAAGGCCUGUGGGAAGAGGCUCAGAGCAACUAUAGAAUACAGGGCCAGGGCCACAGUGUAAGGUCUUACAGUCAAACCAGGUCAAGCGUUCCCGUCACUAACGAACUAAUGAAUUUAUUCACGGAAAAAUGAUUUCGUUUGUUGAUAUUCCAUUCUGUUUGAGUUCAAUUUUCUGAUUCCAUAAUGAAUGUUGUCAUUUUUUUGAAAAAUUCCUUUUUGACCUCACAAUUUUGUUUUUUCUUUUUUUUUUUUUCCUAAAGAGUUCAAACCCAAACCUGUUACAACGCCAGUUUGCUGCCUGCAAAAAGAUAUAGAAAAAAAAAAACUGGGUUUAAAGGGCUUGAUUUAUCAUGGAAGGUGCUUUUGCGGUCUGUCUAUUCUAGCUGUUAUUUUGAUUAAAGGCAAUGAAACUCUAUCAAAUACUUGAACAAAACAACAAGAAUAAAGAAAUAUAUAAAAAAUCAAAUUUGAUUAUGAAAAACAAUUUCCUUCAUUUUAUGAAUGGAAUUGAAUCAACAAACGAAAUAACCAUUAAUAAUUUUUUUUAUGGUGACUGUUUUUUGGAAGCACUAACCAUAAAACUUAAAUAAUUAAAUUUACUAAAAACUGAUAGAACCAAUAUUUUUGGAAGUCAAUUAAUGGAAUAGACAUUUUAGCUUUUCAAAACAAUGGCAAAUACAUGAACCAUGGCAUAGGCCCUUUAAACAGGAGUGUUUUGGUGGCUUACUAGUCAUGAUGAGUGUUGAAAGAAUGACAAAGAUUAGUGCUAAAUUAGAUAGUGAGCGAGUUGCAUACACUGUAUAAGUAACUAUUUUAUGGUCAAAAUGGGGAAAACUUUGAACAUCAGAAAUACUUCUGGAAUGUUAUUGUGUUGCAAGAAAAAAGCCAAUCAGGCGUAAGAAAACUAAACUGCAAACAGCAAUGGUAUUUAGUUUGUGAUUUUGUGGCCAGUUCAGGUGUCCUGAUCUUUGCUGUGAUUGGUCAUAACACAAUAAGGUCGCACUGUAAAGAGUAAGUAAAGGUAAAUAUAUAUUCUCACACACCACUGGUAGCCAUGCCAAGCCGACCGUAGUGGCUCAGUGGCUUAUCAGUAGGGGUUAGCAUCUUAAAGAAUAAAAAAUGUGCAUGGAUAUGUUAUAGCUAAUUUUUAUCUUUGUCAAUUAAUUUUUAUUUUUCCAUUAUUUUUGGGUAUGGUAAUUUAUGCUAAUGAAUUUGAAACAAAGGAGAAAUUAACUGAAAUAAAAAAUUAACUGCAACAUAUACAUUAUUUAGUCGUUCGUUAUCUUGGUGGCUCUUCAGUCAGGACUCCUAGGCUGCCGAGCUACCCCAAUGAAUAUAUCUACAGUAGAGAAUUGGUGCCGUACUCUGUAGGUAUGCCAGAGGCUCUUAUUUGAGGACUGAGGAACAUUAAUUUAUUAGUUGGGAGCACUUGCAUGGAUUUGACAGUUUUUAGAAUGAAGUGGGACAGGGGUUUAAUUCAAAUGGGCCAUCUACUUCAUGCUGGGUACUAGUUUGAGCACUGUGAUAAGUAAUAUGAAACGUAAUAGAAAUUAAUUUGCUUUCACAAAAACAUACUAUUCAUGAGUUUAUGGUGUAGUCCUGAAAGUAGUAUUUGGUUUAAUUAUCUUACUAUGUUUGUGUUUGCAUAUUCCUUAUUAUAAAGACCUUUCAAGAAGGCCUUUGCCAGAAACUCCGUUAGAACAGCAAGCUGCAAAUUGGGGUUCAAAGGAGGAGCUUUUAAGAGAGGACAACCAGGACAAAUCAUUAUUUGUUGCCAUUUAUGACUUUCAAGCCAGUGGCAGCAAUCAACUCAGUAUUCGAAUUGGAGAGGAGGUUGAGAUUUGGCGCUACAACGACACAAAUGAAUGGUGUGAGGGACAAAAAAGGAAUGGAAACAUUGGAUGGCUACCAGCCAAUUAUGUUAAACCAGUGAACAGCUUGGAAAAACACUCCUGGUAUCAUGGACAGAUAUCUCGUAAUGCCGCCGAGUAUCUCCUCAGUAGUGGAAUUAAUGGUAGUUUUCUUGUUCGUGAAAGUGAAAGUAGCCCAGGGCAGUUAUCAAUCUCAUUGCGAUUUGAUUCGCGUGUGUAUCAUUACAGAAUUAACAAUGCUUUUGAUGGACAAAUGUAUGUUUCAACGGAAAACAGAUUUGCCUCAGUUGCAGAGCUAAUUCACCAUCAUUCUGUACAUGCAGACGGACUUGUAACAACUCUUCACUAUCCAGCAGCAAAGACUGAUAAACCAGCUGUUUAUAGCUUUUCACCUGAGCCAGAUGAGUGGGAAAUACCCAGGACAGAAAUUGCUAUGAAGCAUCGGCUUGGUGGCGGACAGUAUGGAGAGGUUUAUGAAGGAAUGUGGAAGAAGUAUAAUAGGCCCAUAGCUGUCAAGACGCUCAGGGUUAGUGUUGUUUAGUUUAGUCAAUAUAUACACUUAAACCCAGUUACAGUGAGUACUUCCAGUGCAAAUACAGAGGCUGAUUUUGUUGAGUUCAUUACAAAUUACAUGUUGAGUCCUGUCCAUUGGGACACCUCUGUUUAGGGGACACUUUUAUUCAGAGGAGACCUCCAUGGGAUCUAUAUUACCCACGCUUACAAGGCAGCUCUCAUCCCAAAAGACCACAUUUCUCAUAUCUUGUUUUGAUACAUUCACUGUGACCAGGGCCUGCGAGGGGAUUCUUGGGAUCCGGGAUUUGAAAGACAUACAGUGCAGGAUUCGGGAAAACACAAAAAUUCUAGACAGGAUACAGGAUUUGACCGCUACUUGGGAAGCAUGUUCUGCCAAAAUCUUGGCAUGGGAUGCGGUUAAUUGGGAAAGAAAGCGGUGUGUGGGGUAGAUACAUUUGUAUGACAGAAGUUUGGGAUGCGGAAUUGUCGUUAAAAAGGAGCGGGAAUGUCAGAUCAGGACCUCCUUCCAGACCCUGUGUGACCUUUACAUUGACACUGAUGUUGUUGUUGGUGUUAUUGUUAUUAUUACAAUGUGUAAGUUACAUUAUUUAUUGUUGUUGGUCUUUUUGAGCAUAUUGCUGAUGAGAUCUCAUGUUUCAGGAGGAGACGAUGGAAGUAGAUGAAUUUUUAAAAGAAGCUUCAGUUAUGAAGGAAAUUAAACAUCCUAGGCUUGUCCAAUUGUUGGGUGUCUGCACGAGAGAACCACCAAUUUACAUCAUUACUGAGUUUAUGCCUCAUGGGAAUUUGUUGGACUAUUUACGAAGUCCUGCCAGCAAGGAUCUCAAUGCCGUCACCCUGAUGUACAUGGCAACUCAAGUAGCUGAUGCUAUGUCCUAUUUGGAGAGUAUGAAUUUUAUUCACAGGUAUUAUGGUGGACUCUUUAUGUGCAUGAGUGUGUAAGCUACUCUUGUAUUUAGAGGGAAGUAGACUAGAGGUGUCAAUUAGGAAGCCAAUGGGCCCCUUCUCCUGGCCAAUAGGGGCCCUCAAGGAACUUGAUGGAGGCAAAGUUAUCUGUAUAAAUUAUUAAUUUUAACAAAAACUACACAGAAUAAAUAAUAAGAGCAUACACUCCAAAUUGUUUGUGGUUAGUACUUAAUCUUUGACCUUGUGAAAGUUUUUUUGUGAUCUAAGAUGGUGGUCACAUUUUAUGCCACCACACCAUGUAUUUUGUGUAACCACAGAAUCAGUUACUCACUCAAAGUGAUAUGUGUAUACACUGCUCUUUGUCACUUAAUCACCCCAAUGGAAAAAGGGUUUAUUUUAUCUUGAUUGGGGAAGAACUAGAAUGUCACUCCUUUUUGUAGAAUCUCCAGAUCCUUUUUCAUGAGUGUCCAGAUAUUUCUUUAUCAGGGGUUGGCAGGUCUACUAUAAUUGAAUACAUUGUCGUUUAUUAUUCGCUUUUACAGAUAUUAAAGUAUAAAUAAGCUACUCUCAUCAUCAGUAGUUGGAUUUCCGUGCUGCUUAGCAGAAUGAGUUUGCUUUUGAGGCUGUUUUCUUGUAGUUGUAGAAAGGAAUCAGCUUUUACUUAAGUGUGACUGCCUGUCUCUUGACUUGAUUAAUCUUUUCACAGGGAUCUUGCUGCAAGGAACUGUCUUGUAGGGGAAAACAACCUAGUGAAGGUCGCUGACUUUGGUCUGUCAAGACUUGUGACAUAUGACAUCUACACUGCUCACGAGGGUGCAAAAUUCCCCAUUAAGUGGACUGCCCCUGAAGCACUGGCAUUCAACACAUUCUCAAUUAAAUCUGAUGUCUGGGGUAUGUUAUGUCAACAGUUUUAGUGAAGUAUAAAUAAUACCAUGCUUAGAGAGGUGAAGUAAAGUAACUGCAACCUUACUGCUACUUUGAAAACAGAAGAAUUUUUUAUGCUUUUUGACCCAACCAGCUCUCAUGUUACCCUAGCAGGAUAUUAUUUGGAGACCCUGAAGGAGUGAAGGCUUCCAAAACAAAAUCGAGGCUGUGCAUUAAGGAAAAUUGAAGGGAGUCCAAUGCUCUGAACCUGUAAAAUCUGGGGUGCCCAGCAUAUGAUUUGUAUGAAAAAUCUGAGAUUUUCUAGUCGCCCAAGACCAAAUGUUAGGCACAGUCCUGAAAACUCUUAUUAUUUUAAUUUACUGUGUUGGAACAUACAUGUAGAUACAUGUAUGAUGGUGAUAACGGCACUGGUGAUUCAGGGGAAGGGGUGGGUGAGGGAAUUUUGGGCUUCUUUUAUUUGUAUGACACUGUUGAGAAGACUGCAAAGUCUCGGAUCAAUCUCGCAAUAAUUGCCAAAUUAACACUAGAGUUUGCAGUCUUCUGCAGUGUUGGUGUUUUUAUGAAGUCCAUGUCACAAGACUGUAAUCCUGCCAGGAUCUGAUCACCAAGGGGAAACCAGAUAAUCUGUCCGAAUUUUUUUUAAAUCCUGUACCUGGAGCCCAAAAGGAUCUUGCAAUUCCCAUAGUUAAAAAAAUGUGGGAGUUUGCAAUCAUUGACAAUGCACACUUGCUGAAGUCUAGUUUUUCUGUCUUUUUCUACUUAAUCAUCUCUCUGUUGGGGAGGUUUGCAUGUGAGUCACCUUUCCUUCAUCAAUCUGCUACAGAAAGUCAAAAAAGUUUCAUUAAGUGGCAUUUUACUUCAAUUUUCUUUUGACCUGACAGCAUUUGGAAUUCUAUUGUGGGAGCUUGCAACUUAUGGGAUGUCACCAUAUCCAGGAAUUGACCUGUCACAAGUAUAUGAAAUGUUGGAAUCUGGCUAUAGAAUGCCUUGCCCUGAUGGUUGCCCUCAGGAGGUCUAUGACAUGAUGAAAAAAUGUGAGUUCAAUAGGGCCAUUUAUACAAGGAAAAAUAAGACGCGUCUUACAUAAGACGCGUGUUAAAUAAGACGCGAACUGUACCAUUUAUACGAGCAUGUCUUAUCUAAUAAGACGCGUCUUAGCUAAGCCGCGUCUUAUUUUAGACGAAAUGUGCUGUUUAUACGGAAAGUUCGCGUCUUAUGUAAGACGCGUCUUAUUUUUCCUCGUGUAAAUGGCCCUAAUAUUACCUUGAUAAUAUCACACUAGCGAAAUGUUUAUAUUGGCUUGGGCUUGCUUAACAUCUAUUUUAAGAAUUUAACUAGCAACAUCACAAAAUAAUAGUAUUCAUAGCGUACACAACGGAUCCAUAGCACUAGAAGGCUAAUAAAUCUUUAAAUACAGUUAAACAAAAUUUAAAAGUCUCUUUACUUUGUUUUAAUAAAACACAUAGGGCUUAAAAGAAUUUAAGCAUUUUCCGAUGAUAAAAUGCUAAUAAUAGACUAGUACAUUUUUUUACAAAACAAAGAAAUUUUGUCAAGUAACUACUUUUUAAAUUACCUACAAAAUCAAAAUUAACGUUAGAUAAAAUUAGAGAUUACUCAUCAAUUAUCCUUGGGAUCGACAAUCAGAAAGGAUUGUUUUCUGUUGACCAGUUGUAGAUCAUGAGAUAGGAUUCAUGAUUAUUAUUGCAGUUUAAGAUAAUUAGUGGUGCACAGUUGUUUCAAGAAAUUUAUCGAAGUUCCAACAGUGGCAACACUUGACCAAAUUGAGCAAAACACAAAAAUAACCACUCAAACCAAUAAAAGAGGGUAUAGUUACCAGUUAUGAUCUAGACAGGCUUUUGACUUUGUUGCGAUGUGUUUGUAGGUUGGAGUUGGGAUCAUGCAGAUCGUCCAACGUUUUCAGAGAUCCACAAGUGGCUGAACACAGUCUUUUCAACCAGUAGUGUUGACGAAGGUAAUUAAAGGUCUUUCCAAAAGUAGUUCUACAUUAAUGGGUUUAUCUUGCCAUCUGUGCAGCAUUGCUGCCGACCUCCUCUGAUUUGGGGAUGGCUUUUUGUGGAAGAUUUUUCGUGAGCUCCAGGUGUAUUUUUUCUUAUGGAAAUAGUGGAAAUCAAAGUGGAUUGCUGUAAAAACCACUUUUCUUUCAGUGAAGAAAACCAGCCAGGUUGUUGAGACUUUUAAAGCCACUGUCAGUAAAUUACAGCCCCUCACUGUAUGGAGGGUGUUACAUUAGGUUUAAUGAUGAUUCUUACUGGCUUCUCAAAAUAUUAGCUAUCGUUUAAAAAUAAUAAUAGUAAUAGUUCUUUUUGAGUACAGUAGUCUGCCCAAGUUGUUUAAAAGUUGGAAAGAACCGAUAUCGGCCUUCAGUUCAUGCCUGCCACAGGUUAUGAAAUGGUCAAGGGAAAGUCAGGGAAUUUCACUUUAAGUCAGGGUAAAUUUAAGUCUUGGAAAGAAGUCAGGGAAAAGUGAAAUUUAAAGAGUGUAUAUCUAUUUUUCCCUGUAGUUUUAUUGUUUUCUAACAUUUAAAAUUCUUUUUUAAUUUUCAUGGACAUAAAUCAUGUUUUACUGGUAAUUAUUGUUCAUGAAAUUGAACGACAAGCUGAUGUUGGAUUUUCAAGAGAAUAAAUCCUUUUUGCAUGUUAUGUUAAGGAACUAUCAAGUCAUGUACACUGCACAUGAUUUGCUGAAAGCAUAAAUAAGGUGGUGGAGAGGAUACUGUGAGGGGAGGGUUGAGUCAGUCAUCAGGACUAAUUUGUGAAAUUGUUAAUUCAGUUGAUCAGGGGAAUUUUACAUUUGUCAGGAAAAAGUCAGGGAAUUUCAGAAAACUCUGGCUGUGGUAACCAUGCAGUUGUUGAAAACGUGGAUAAUACUAUCCACGAGAUAUAUCUCUGUCUAAUUGAUAAUGCAAUUGCUUUCCCUAAUACUUAUUCACUGGGUAGGGAUUUAUACAGGUUUUGAACAGAUAAAUGGAACCAUUUGGGCAUGAAAAAUUAAAAUCAAUUUGUUAAGUUAUGCAGUGAGAGAACCAACGUAACAUUGACUGCCGAUGAUUUACAAUUUUUUCUCCGGAUUGCUUUUCUUUGCAGAGGUAGAAAAGGCUCUUGGAAAGCGGAAAAAGGAUAAAACUAAAAAGGCCAAGAAGAAAGGCGACACUGACGAACUUCCGUCAUUUAAGGAAGGCGACUACAUGAACAAGAAAGAUGAAAACUCGAAAUCAAAAGGCUCAGCCUUCAAGAAAUUUGCAAACUCAUUCAACCCUCCUGGGCCCCCACCAGAACCACCAGCUCGGCCAGCGGUGAAAGAACAAACUGUUAAUGAAGAACCGGAAUCUACCCAUCGCCAUUCGCUAACGGAAUCACAAGGGGGCCCCGCCAUGAGUAAUGUGCUUAAGGAAUUAGGAACAAGGUCUGGAACUCUUAGAAAGUCAUCCGAUGUAGCAAGAGGUAAAACACCCGAAAAGGAGGAUCAUCCUCCUAAAUUUGAUGCCAGUAGUUUACAGAAACGUCCUCCAGCACCUCUGCCAACAGAUUACCAACAUAAACAAGAAGAACAAAAAGAGCAACAGCAGCCGCAGGGUCAGCUGAGGCGUCCGCUUUUACCUCCAGGGCAUGAAAAGGGGCCGAAGCUGGGUGCAGCCACGCCUCAUCAAACCCCUAAUAAACCCCUCCCUUUCCAUCAGGGUCAAACUAAACCCCUGCCAGCCACACCUCGUCAAGCUGUACAAAAGUCUGUUUCUUCUCCACCGCCCGUCCCUGGUCAUAAUAAAAAGGUUUCAAGCCCUUUCAAUGAAGAUAUGAAGCCCAUAGAAGAGGAUCAACAGGAUGUUCAAAAUUCUAAGAAACCCAAACCAACAGGGGUUGCUGCCAAGCCAUGUCCUGCACGUGCCAAAUCAUCAGAUAAUCUACCUACUGACGGUGGCAAGCCAAGAAGUCCAGUUCCGCGCCCUCGAAACCGACCCCCACCACCUCCGCCCCCCGUUAAACUGAAGGAUACUGAAAAGUCAACUUCCAAUUCAAGUCUAGCUUCAAUUGAUGCCAGUGUAUCACAGGUAGUGAACAAUGAUCAUACUUCUUCCCCUAAACCACGCCCAUUACCCCGCGUUAGACACAGAGGAGAGCAGCACCCUAGUAGUGUUGACCAACUGCAUGGCACUCAAGAACACGAAAAUGGAAAAGGGGUGGCCACUCCUAGAAAGUCAGAAAGACCAAUGUCACCAACUGGAAAUGGACCAAACAUUUCUAGACAACCUUCCGUCAAGUCCAAACCAGUACUACCUCCUCCUUCAGUUCCAGGUGUUGCGAGAAAACCCAGCAAUAGUAGCAGCAACGCUGUUCAGCAAAAAGCCGUCCCAUCAGAGACUAAUCUGUCCUCUCCUGGCCAUAGACCAUCUCCUGGGGGACCUAAACCAAAACCCCCGGCCAAACCAAAUAUCCCCAGGAGACCUAAAAUCACCCCUCCCAGUUUUAAACCCGAUCCUGGUCUGUCCCCCCAAGUGAAUGAGAUAUUGCAGCUUUCUAAUCAAGGACAAUCAAAAGUUAAAGAGAUACUUUCUUUAACUGAUGCCCGAAUAAUGGAUGAUUCACAAAAUAAUUUACUUGACACUAUAAGUGAUCUUCAAAAAAUCUCCCGAGAGGUGUUGGAGUCUUCUUCAAGCUUAACUGACUCAUUGGGACCUCAAGCUAGGUUUAGAGUUCGUCGGACUGUAACAGAUCUUGAGAGCAAGUAUAGUGACAUUGAGGGUGUGAUGCAGACAGUUGGUCCUAAUGUCAAUGCAGUUGAUAUGGAAAGGAUUGGCAAGGUUGUUCACAGCUUUUCCGGUGCUUUGGACAGCAUUUGUAGCACUGUAAGAGCGACAUCAUCCUGACAGCUGUAACGAUGUAUUACUGUCCUGUCACGGUAAAAUGAUGUUCAUCUUUGUGUAAAUCUUUUGCCAGAAUUUUCUCCUUCUGUGAGUUAAAGCAUGUGGAGUUUUUAAUUUUUAUGUUCAACAGUGGAUGCUUAGGCAAAUUUAAUGUUGCUUUUGGCUGGUUUUUUUCUUUUUUUUUCUGGGACGCUCACUAAAUGCACUCAAAAAUUCCUUAGCAUACACCAUACCUUUUCGUAAAAGUACUGGAGGAUGAUUUCCAUUUAUGAAAAGGUUUAUUUUGUCUACUUGCAAUAAUUUGUGCAAAUAUUAAGAGAAACCUGAAAAGUACCACAUAGUUCUUGAAAUUGCCUGUAAGUAUUGAGGUCAGUAACGCGAAAAAUCUAGAUUUUGUAGCCCUGCGAGAAUCCAUUCUGACUUCAAAAUGAAGGUGACAUACGCUGGUGCAGAGGUUUAAAACGUCUGGCGCCAAAGAAUGAUAGAAAAUGGCAGCAAAAUAUAGGUUUUGUGACGAACGACCCUGUUUUGUCGCAACACUUCUUGUUCUUUUAUCUUUUGUGUCGACCCGUUACUUAGACCAAGUAAAAUGUCUGUAUUUCGUCUGAGCUAUGAAUCCCAGUAACAUGAUAUCCCAAAAGGAAAGUGUACAUUUGAAUUACUGAGAUCCGCUAAUAUCUGCAAAAGUUAUUAAAAUUCUUAUUUUUAUCACAAGGACUAUCACGUAUUGAAAUUGGACACAUGCUCAGAAUUACUCACGAGGGCUUGGAAAUUCAGAGGGUUACAAGAGUGUGUAUUAUAAAAUAUGUUCGAUUCGUGUCAAUUUUUCUUGUCACUUGAUUAUCUCAAUUUGUUAACACAUUUUAAAGACCUUGCAGAUAGAUAUUGGAGAAUUUAAGAAUUAUCUUUUUCUCGAUUAUAUGAAGAAUAGAAGAAGUUUAGGGUAUGAAAUUCACUGCCAGGAAAAAUAUUCGCU